AAUAACUUAAUUCCAUAUCUGAUUAGGUAUUACUUAUUCCCUUCACCAAACAUGCCAGACCACGCGACAUGAAAAGAACUUCAAUUCAUUUUCACUGUUUCUUUUCUUCUCUCUGAUUUUAAUAGUAUAAUUCCUCGUGGGAAACGUGAAGAUGAUGAACAUGAAAUUCACUCCUUCGAUACAGAACCUUUGAUUUCCAUCAUUCUUCCGCCAAAAUUUAUUCUCUCUAUUUUAAUUUCUAUUGUCCACCGGCGCCAUGGAUCCGGAGCAGACCUUCAUUCGCGUUCAGGAGAGGUUUUCGCAGAUGCUCACGCCCAAAGUCAGAGUUGCUCUGGAGUAUCUCUACCUAUUUAUUGCCAUAACCUUGUUCUGUAUUCUCGUUGUUAUGCACGCCAAUUACGUUCAGCAGCCUGGGUGUUCAAGUGAGCUAUCUGGAGUUGUGACAUCAGAAGCCCAACUUAUUCAGAUUAAGAUAACUAGUGCCGGCCUGUGGUCUCAUAAUGAUUCCGAAUCAAACAGAAUAAAUCCUCUCGAAACAGAAGUUGUAAAAGAUAACAUGGAGUUGUCCGAUGCCAGUGGAGAUAAAUUGACAUUUUUGGCUUCCAAGUUUUGGUGGAACUGGAUUGGCUUAGGUUCUAGGAGAGGAAAAUUGGUAUUCAAAUUUUGGAAAACUGAUGCUGAGUUUAUUGAACAUCAAGCUGAAACCUCUACAGGUAAUCAAAACACGUGGCCUGUGGUUGAAGAUACUGUCACCAAAAUUGACGAGGAGCCACCAAAAAGUUUCACUUUAUCUGCCAAAGAGACAUUACAAGCAGCUAUUAUACAUUUUGGUAAAAAGUGGUAUAGGCGUAUCUCAUUUAUUUGGAGGCACACUAUGCGGAUUAUUGGAAGUUUCCAGAAGCUGUGGAAUAUGGCUGGUGUACACCUAAAUCUUGAUAUUCCCAAAUGGAUGCAUAUCCUUCAUUUGGACAAGCUUAAUACUAAUGCAGUGCAUUGGCUUAAAAAGAAAGCCAAGUUAUUUGAACCUACAUAUCUAUAUACUAUGGAAAAGGGAUAUUUCUUGUUACCUGAAAGUGCCAAGUCUCAUCAUAAUAUACGUACUGUCAAUGUUAGCAUAUCAGCUUGGCACUCCUGCUUCGGAAACAAGUGGCAGCAACUACUCAUAAACAGAUUUGUUGGAUAUGAUACGAUCUUAAUCAAUAGUUUAUUGAGUUCUCCUGGUCAAGGUUAUCUUUAUAACUAUCAAACAAAGGAAUUCUAUAACCUUAGUUAUGCACAAGAAGUUCCAGAAGGCCCAGCUAGGUUUGGAGACUACCUUGUAACGAAGUGUGGUGUGCUUAUGAUGUCCUUGUUUGUGUUUUUUACUACCACGAUGUCAGUGUCAUUUACAUUAAGAGAAACACAGACUCGCAUGCUGAAAUUCACGGUGCAGCUUCAACACCAUGCACGGCAUCGCCUUCCAACAUUUCAGCUGAUCUUUGUACAUGUGAUUGAAUCACUAGUUUUUGUUCCUAUUAUGAUUGGGAUUCUGUUUUUUCUCUUUGAGUUUUAUGAUGAUCAGCUUCUUGCCUUCAUGGUCUUGAUUCUUGUCUGGUUGUGUGAACUAUUUACCCUUAUUAGUGUCCGAACACCAAUAUCAAUGAAGUUCUUUCCUCGGUUCUUUUUGCUGUAUUUCCUGGUCUUCCACAUAUAUUUCUUCUCUUACGCUUAUGGUUUUUCAUAUUUGGCGCUCUCUACAACGGCAGCUUUUAUGCAACACCUUAUCCUGUACUUUUGGAAUCGUUUUGAGGUACCAGCACUGCAAAGGUACAUGCAAAAUAGACGGUCACAGCCUCAACAACACCCAGAUUUCCACAUUACCUCUUCCACCUUUCUUGCAUCAACGCUACACAUCACAAGAGUGAACACAAGAAACCCGAGUUCAAUUAACACAGAUUUGCCUGCUGGAUCAGGAUUGAGACCUGGUUUUGAUCAAUCAGUGCCUCAAAAUGGAGCAGGAGUUGGCGAACCUCAAGCCCGGUCAGAAAAUAAUAGAGACAGGGUUGCGAACCAGGCACAAAUUCCUGAGCAAGCUGACAUCCGACGAGCAGAAAGGGGUCCCAACCCUGGAUCCAUGAAUUCAUUCAGUUCUUUGUUAUUAUGGAUCUUAGGAGGUGCUUCGUCUGAGGGCCUCAACUCGUUUUUUUCCAUGUUCAGAGAUGUGAGAGAGCAAGGACAAGUUUUCAAUGAAACACCCGUUGCUGGGGAUGAGAACCGUGAUAAUCAGGAUAAUAAUGACAGAUAGCGGUGAAGUGGAUGAAGGAAAACUUGUUAAUAUAGGAACAAUCAAUGUACCUACGUCAGAUCAUAUACUGGACUGCUUUCUGCUCGGUCCAAAUGAUAAAAAAACCUAAACACGUUUGUAUAAUAUAUAUAUAAUAUAUUCUUUUUCUUUACA
Messenger RNA from Vigna radiata var. radiata (mung bean), 2437 nucleotides. RefSeq lists its product as uncharacterized. Gene Ontology annotation, biological process: positive regulation of ERAD pathway; response to endoplasmic reticulum stress. Lineage: Eukaryota; Viridiplantae; Streptophyta; Magnoliopsida; Fabales; Fabaceae. The transcript has 14 exons. The coding region runs from base 257 to 2284 and encodes 675 amino acids. Gene Ontology annotation, cellular component: endoplasmic reticulum. The record is from RefSeq and is a predicted model, not a curated record.